AUGUUCAAGUGCUCUACACAAAUAACGUUAGUUCUACUUCUACUCAUUGAAUCUGACUAUUGUGCGCGGGUCAAAGAAUUUCGAGGAGAGAAGGUAGCCACGUGCGUCACGCCCAACACCGACGACUAUUCCAUCGUAUUUCCUAAUGGCUGGAACUACUCCAUCAGUAGUAACAAAGCUAACUUUUACGGCAACUUCAUCAUCAAAGAAGUCAUCGAAGAGCCAAUUGAUCUUAUAAUCAUUUCGAAUCGCUGCACACUGGAUAUGAAAAACUGUGAACCCUUCAACAAGUUUACACUUCCACGGAUUUGCACUUAUCUCAAUGACGAGAAGGGCGUCUUUGCUUUAUUCUUCAAUAGCGUGGAACCCCGUUUUCACUGUCCACUCAAACCGGGCGUUUACGAAUUUAGGGAUUCAGUCAUCGAUUUAAGCUUUUUUACAAACUUUCGCUUAGAAGGAUAUCGCUGGACGGCAAGCAUUAAGUUAGUGUCGAAGGGUAAAAUUAAAAAGGAUAUAUUCUGUUUAUAUGCACAGUGUAUCGUGAGUUGGGUAAGAAAGUCAUGAUUGAUUUUAAUAUGCAAAUUGCCAUUUGAUAUGCAACAUUUAAUAAAUUUAAAUUUCGCCGACCUUCAGUAAUGCAAAAUUACAUGUGCGGAAUUCUAAAAACAACUCUGUUUUAUUCUGGAAUUAUAUAUACCCCUAUUAUAGUCAAUUGAGCAUAAUCACGAGGACUCUUCUGUUGAGGAUGGCGGAUGCUCUAACACAGUAUCAAUGAUUCCUAGCUUUUGAGCUUCUUCUGGAUUGAGGAACGUAUCUCGUUCCAUUUUAGCGUAUAACACAUCCGCUGCCGUAUUCGUAUGUUUGGCGUAAAUUUCCGUGAGCUGUCUUUUUAAUUUGAGAAUUUCCUCGGCUUGUAUUUGUAUAUCCGUCGCUUGACCUUGCGCCCCACCGGAGGGUUGAUGAAUCAUGAUUCUUGCGUUUGGC
Messenger RNA from Wyeomyia smithii (pitcher-plant mosquito), 984 nucleotides. RefSeq lists its product as uncharacterized. The record is from RefSeq and is a predicted model, not a curated record. The transcript has 3 exons. NCBI's taxonomy places the organism in Eukaryota, Metazoa, Arthropoda, Insecta, Diptera, Culicidae. Bases 1 to 564 code for a protein of 187 amino acids.